AUGCCUUGCGUAUAUGCCAAACCUUAUGAGAAGGAUGGGCACCCAGCCGAUGUUUUAUGUGGGCUUACUGCAGCCGUACCGGGAACCCGCGCAAGUGAAUGCGGAAGCCACCCAGAAGCUGAACCAGCAGCUGUUUCUGAGCUCGGAGUGCAACAAUUUCCGUUUCCAGUGGCGAAAGGCGCUCCACCGUCGGACGAAGUGACGUUUUCAUCUGCUCGACGGCUAGGAGCUGCUCUGACAGAGCGCGAUAAUUCUCAACGUGAGGCAGACGGUGCACAAAGUGCCCCAGGCUCUCGGGUUCUUCCGUACAGCGGUUUGCAACCUAAGAAAGAUGCUCGGCAGAAUGCCAAUGACGACGGACUUUGUCCUCCAAAGUUUGAAGAGCAUCGAUAG
Plasmopara halstedii is the source of this 393-nucleotide messenger RNA. RefSeq lists its product as uncharacterized. Bases 1 to 393 code for a protein of 130 amino acids. NCBI's taxonomy places the organism in Eukaryota, Oomycota, Peronosporomycetes, Peronosporales, Peronosporaceae. The record is from RefSeq and is a predicted model, not a curated record. The transcript has a single exon.